This is a messenger RNA of Linum trigynum, 720 nucleotides long. The record is from the annotation of a GenBank genome assembly. Lineage: Eukaryota; Viridiplantae; Streptophyta; Magnoliopsida; Malpighiales; Linaceae.
AUGGCUACACUGUCGAACAAAGUGAUUGCAGCAGAGCAGACAGAGAUUGAGAGAGUUGACUACCGAGGCGGCGACCAUCCUAAGGACGCGGAACUCGACGGCGUCUCCCUCCUCUCCACCGCUUGCGCCUCCAUCGAUCUUAGCUCGCUCGCUUCGCAGGACAAUUUGUGGAGGAACGUCUGCCGGUCAACGUGGCCGUCCACCGAUCUCCCCUGCCUCCAGGAUUUUAUCUCCGCAUUCCCCGGCGGGCACCGCUCCUUCUUCUCCGCCUCGUUUCCUCUGGUGGCCUCCAAUAUGGAGCCCCACGCCAAGCCGCCGGCGCAUUCUCAAGCCGAGCCGGAGAGAUUCACGGAGGAGCUGAUCUCCUCCAUGGACAUCUACCACCGCAGAGAGCUGAUUUUCAACAGGGCGACGGAGACGGCGAGCAGCUGGUUCCGCAGCUCGCCCUUUUGGGUCGACCUGCUGGACCCGAAUGACACGUGUCUGACCUGGAUACCGCGCUUCGAGACGGAGGGCGCGUGUGGGGAGCUGGAGGAGGAGCUGACGUUGAGCUGGGUCCUGAUCGACCUGGCGGGUCGCCGGGCGGUGAACGUGUCGAGCCACAGGCCCAUAUCGGUACUACAGAGGCACUGGCUGAGCGGGACGAUGGAUACGCUAUGCGUGGCUUCUGCCAUCUUCAUCUUUGCUUUUCUUGCCCUGCUUCUUAUGUGGAGACGAUGA